Molecule: messenger RNA, 1854 nt
Organism: Pogoniulus pusillus (Red-fronted tinkerbird)
Lineage: Eukaryota; Metazoa; Chordata; Aves; Piciformes; Lybiidae
Product: keratin, type II cytoskeletal 4-like
Exons: 9
Coding region: 1-1854 (617 amino acids)
Biological process (GO): keratinization; intermediate filament organization
Cellular component (GO): keratin filament
Molecular function (GO): structural constituent of skin epidermis
Source: RefSeq, a predicted model, not a curated record
AUGAGCAGGCAGGCGCCGACGGUCAGGUCCGUGCUGGGGCGAAGAGGUUUCAGUUCGGCCUCGGAGAUCUGCGGCCGAAGCUAUGCAGCCUCUGCCUGCCAGCCUGGGAGGUGUGGAGCUGGAGCCUACAGCAGCAGAAGUGUCUGCAACCUGGGUGGGAGCAGGAGAAUCUCCUACGUCAAUGGGGGCUGCGGCGCUGGAUGCUUCGGGGAGUUGGGCUUCAGUGGCGCCGGCUGCGGCAGCACCGGAGGCAGGGUUGGGCUCUGCGGCCCCAGGGGCUACAGCAUCGUCAGAGGCUACCCCGAGCGCAAGGCUGAGGGCAUCCAAGGGAUCUGCAUCGACGAGAGGCUGCUGAAGCCUCUCUGCGUUGGGGUUGACCCCCUGGAGCAUGAGAUCCGCUGUCAGGAGAAGGAGCAGAUCAAGACUCUCAACACCCAAUUCGCCUGCUUCAUCGACAAGGUCAGGUUCCUGGAGCAGCAGAACAAAGUGCUGGAGACCAAGUGGGGCCUCCUGCAGCAAUAUGUCCUGCCCAAGAAAGGCAAGAACCUGGAGCUCUACUUCGAGAACUACAUCUGCGACCUGCGGAAGCGCCUGGACUGCCUGCUCUGCGAGAAGCAGAAGCUGGGCAGUGAGGAGUGUGCCACCAGCCAGCUGGUGGAGGAGUUCAAGUGCAAGUACGAGGAGGAGAUCAACAGGCGCACGACGGUGGAGAACGAGUUCGUGGCACUCAAAAAGGAUGCAGACUGCAUCUUUCUGAACAAGGAAGAGCUGGAGGUGAAGGUGGAUCUGCUGAGGCGGCAGCUGGAGCUGCUGAAGUGUGUGUUCGAGGAGGAGCGAGCCCAGGUGGACAGGCAGCUGUGUGACACCUCAGUCGUCGUCAAGAUGGACAACAACCGCGACCUGGACAUGGAGAGCAUCAUCAAGAACGUGGAGUGCUGGUACCAAGAGAUCGCUCAGAAGAGCAAAGAGGAAGUUGAUGCUUUCUACCAAACCAGGUUCCAGGAGCUGCAGGACAAGAGGGGCAAAUACUGUGACGAUCUGCAGAGCAACAAGUGUGAGAUCUCCGAGCUGAGCCGCAUGGUGCAGAAGCUGCAGUGCGAGCUGGAGAGCGCCAAGAAGCAGGUCUCCUGCCUGCAGACCUCCAUUUGUGAUGUAGAGCAGCGUGGGGACUGUGCCCUCAAAGAUGCCCGGGAGAAGCACAUUGAGCUGCAGAAUGCCCUCCAGAAGGCCAAGGAUGAGCUGGCCUGCAUGCUGAGGGACUACCAGGAGCUGCUGAAUGUCAAACUGGCUCUGGACAUCGAGAUUGCAACAUACAAGACCCUGCUGGAGGGUGAAGAGAGCAGGAUAUGUGUGGGGAACCCUGUGAGUGUCUCUGUGGUCAGCAGCGGCUACAACCUCCCCGAGGAGUGCGGGAUGCUGGCUGCGGGCGGCGCUGCCUGCGGCUACGGCUCCCUGGGCAGAAGGUCUGGACGCCACAGCUCCCAGAACGGAGGCUUCAGCUCCCGGAGUGCUGGCAUCCACCCCAAGAGGGUGCUCAGCUCCGUGGCCAAGCAGUGUGUGCCGGAGGUCUUCUGCCAAGCCGGAGCGGGCAGCUGCAAGAGCGGCGGCUUCAGCUCCCGCAGCGGCGGGUACCCAGCCCGCACCCUGCUCAGCGCGGGCAGCCCUGCCCUGAGCGCCAGGAUGGGGCCCUGCCAGCCCGCAGGGGUGCUCAGCUUCGGCAGCCAGGGCUGCGUCGUCAGGCAGCUGGCAGGUUCCCCUGUCGUGGUUGCCAGCGGCCCUGAGGUCGUGGGGUGCAACAGCGGCGUGGUGCCAGGGGGCUUCGGCGUGGUCAGAGAGCCUUGUGUCGUGCCCUAG